This is a messenger RNA of Aspergillus piperis CBS 112811, 2493 nucleotides long. RefSeq names its product class I SAM-dependent methyltransferase. The record is from RefSeq and is a predicted model, not a curated record. NCBI's taxonomy places the organism in Eukaryota, Fungi, Ascomycota, Eurotiomycetes, Eurotiales, Aspergillaceae. The transcript is spliced from 9 exons. Bases 1 to 2493 code for a protein of 830 amino acids.
AUGUCUUCCAGCAGCGCGACCGGUCCCUUCUGGGGCCGAUUGAACUGGCUGCAUGUCUACAUUGCCGGCACCGCGUUCGCGGUCUGCGCGUUCGUCGCAGUGGUCAUGAUGUUGUCGUCACAGAAGCGCAAAAUUGACUACAAUAGCGGUGUCUUCACCUAUCUCAAGUUCGCAUACGCGACAUUCCUCAAACCCCACGAGAAGCACGGAAAUGGUCAACAGGAUGCUCUCGAGAGCUUCUACAAGACGCAGGCUGGCGUCUACGAUGCCACUCGCAAACGUUUGUUGCGCGGUCGAGAGGAUAUGCUGGGUCUGGUUGCAGCCCAACUGAAGCACAAGGUCGAGAACAAGCAGCUUCAGUCUGGCAAGGCUGUCUGGGUUGAUAUUGGCGGAGGCACUGGAUACAACAUUGAAGCCAUGUCUGCUUUCCUACCCGUCAAGGAUUUCUUCUCCCGCGUUUAUCUGGUAGAUCUAUCACCCUCGCUCUGUGAGGUGGCCCGCCAGCGCUUCGAAAGGCUGGGAUGGAAGAACGUCCACGUUGUCUGCCAGGAUGCUCGCUCCUUCCGUUUACCGGAGGAUGACAAGGUCGACCCCCGUAACGAGAGCAGCGCCGGUGCCGACUUGGCAACAAUGAGCUAUAGCCUGUCUAUGAUUCCAGACUACUACAGUGUCAUCGACGCGCUACCUGCACUCUUGAAGCCUACUGGCGUUCUCGGAGUUUGUGACUUCUAUGUCCAAAGCAUUGUUGAUGUCUCGUCGCGUAACUACACUGGCGGUGCCUUCAACCGACAUGUGAACUGGCUCGGUCGUGUCUUCUGGCGUGCCUGGUUCGACGUGGACCGGGUCAGCUUGGAGGCAGCCCGCCGUGACUACCUGGAGUACCGAUUCGGAACCGUCAUCUCUGCCAGCGAGAGAAACUACCUUUUGGGUGGUAUCCCAUACUACAUCUUUGUCGGUUGCCAGAAAGAUUCGACCACCCACUCAGGUCGCGAAGCCAUCGAGAAGUUGAAUGCUUCGUUCACAGAGUCGCCGUACCUCUCUCCCGCCAACCAUCGCAAGGAGAUGGAGACUGCUGUUGUGAAUAGCACUCAGGAAAUCAGAUCCAAGGCCUAUGAGUCGGCUGUGAUCAAUCUGAGCGCGAACCUGCCUCUCCCUUCGUCCUUUUACCAGAAUCACCACCACCGUAUCUUCUACAAUGACCUCCUCCCCAAGCACACUCAGUUCGGAAACGAGUAUAUUUAUGCUUUCAACUGGGAAGACCCCCGCGUUGACCACCGCCUGCUGGACAUCAAGCGAGACGAUGUCAUUCUGGCCAUCACCAGCGCCGGUGACAACAUUCUUGACUACCUUCAGAAGAGCCCGCGUCGUGUCCAUGCGGUUGACUUGAACCCAAAUCAGAACCACCUUCUGGAACUCAAGGUGGCUAGCUUCAUGGCUCUGGGCCACCGCGAUGUGUGGAAGAUCUUCGGUGAAGGAAAGCAUCCCGAGUUCCGCAACCUACUCAUCUCCCGACUGAGCCCACACUUGUCUAGUCAAGCCUUCCAGUACUGGCUGGAGCAUACCCAUAUCUUCACUUCCUCUUCUGGUAAGGGACUCUACGAGACGGGUGGAUCGCGCCACGCUAUCAAGAUGGUCCGCUACCUCUUCAAGGUCUUCGGCCUGGAAAGCCAGGUACGACAGCUCUGUGAGGCCCAGACCUUGGCAGAACAGCGCAAGAUCUGGCCUCGAAUCCGUUCCGUCCUGAUGAGCAAGCCUCUUCACUGGGCGGUGGUGGGAACGGAAUGGUUCGCAUGGAAGGCCGCAGGCGUGCCUCGCAACCAGCGUAACAUGAUUAUCGAUGACUACUUCAAGAGAAACGGUUUGAACAAGGACAUGAAGCAGGCGAAGGAUGUCAGCGGCAAGUCGAUCUGGGAGUACGUGGUGGACACCUUGGAUCCGGUGGUCCAGGACACUCUGAUCAGCAAUGACAACUACUUUUACUUUCUCUGCUUGCAGGGACAGUUUUCACGGAGGUGCCAUCCCGCAUACCUCUCCCCUAAAGCCCAUGUGAAGCUCUCCUCGCCUGGCGCAUUCGACGGUCUCCGCAUCCACACAGACGAGAUCAACGAGGUAAUCAAGCGGAUCAAGCCGCGCAGCCUGACUAUCGCUGUGGUCAUGGACUCCAUGGACUGGUUCGACCCGGAAGGCGAAGAAGCCUCCAUCCAAGCACAGAAGCUCAACCACGCCUUGAAGAUGGGUGGCCGGAUACUACUCCGUUCCGCGAGCAUCGAGCCAUGGUAUAUCCAACAUUUCGAGCAGAACGGUUUCUCCGCACGCCGCGUUGGCGCCAGAUUCCCGGGCACUUGCAUUGAUCGUGUGAACAUGUACGCCUCCACCUGGAUCUGCACCAAGACGCAAGAACUCGAACGUCCAGCACCUAGUCGCGCCAUGUCUGCUCUGUCAUUGGACAACAUCACCCCGAAGAGAAACAGCGUAGAGCAUCUUGAGAUAUGA